AUGUUUAAGUUAGCCUUCAGAAGGAUCCCCACCAUUGCCUACAGAGCUCCCUUGGUACAAAAUGUCCAUGCCACUCCCGUGCGGACGUUUUUCGGUGGUUCUAAGGAUGCCGCCAACAACGAAACUGUUGAAAAGUUUGCCACGGCCUUGCAAGAAAACCCCCGGUUGGGCGAAUUGUUGACGGGAUUCUCCACUAUGUUGGCCGACAAGGGGAUCCCUGUUGGCAAACCUCCGUCCAUGAUUCAAAUGAUGUCGAUUCUCAAGGAUAAAGAUAUUCGCGAUCACCUUGUUGAACUUCAAGAAGAAUUGGUCAGAGCCGAUAUCAAAAUCACUCAAGCUGAUUUAUCUGCCUUGACUGACAUGUUUACCAAGCAAAUGCAAGGCAAACAGUAG
Messenger RNA from Diutina rugosa, 393 nucleotides. RefSeq lists its product as uncharacterized. NCBI's taxonomy places the organism in Eukaryota, Fungi, Ascomycota, Pichiomycetes, Serinales, Debaryomycetaceae. The coding region runs from base 1 to 393 and encodes 130 amino acids. The transcript has a single exon. The record is from RefSeq and is a predicted model, not a curated record.